Pseudonaja textilis is the source of this 2284-nucleotide messenger RNA. The record is from RefSeq and is a predicted model, not a curated record. Lineage: Eukaryota; Metazoa; Chordata; Lepidosauria; Squamata; Elapidae.
GGAAAGCCUCACAUUUGAGGCGUAGUCUCAAAUACCUCCCGGCUGAGGAAAGCGAAGCCGGCUCCUGAGGUGGCUGGAGAAUGUCCAGCCUUUGCAAAAUGAGCCAAAUUAAAGCAUUCCUCUCUUUGCUUUGGAACUUGACAAUACUUUGCAUAUUCUGCUUAACUGCCUCGCCGCAGAAACCUGAAAUCAUUUCUUGCAUCUAUUAUUACAGUGACAUUCUUAAUUGUAGCUGGACGUCUGGAAGAGAACUACCCAGUGGUACAAACUGCUGGGUUGUUACCACAGAAAACAAUGGGAAAAGUCAAACAAAUAACGGUACAAUGGAAAAUGGUUCAUGUAUAGCAAAUUACAUUCUAUCUGGGAGUGUUGUUAAACAAGUCAAAGUUGGAGAACUCGUUGGAGAAACAUUCAACUUGCCUUCCCAACGUAUGAUAGACAUAUUAAAACCUAGUCCUCCUGAAAUACUGAAAGUAGAAGGGAUGAAGGAAAUGCUAAGAGUUGACCUGAGAAGAAACCAACAUGAACCAAGUUAUGAUCGUUUUCUAUGCCAGAUUCGCUACGAAGCCACAACCAAAAAUAUUUCUAAAUGCAUCAAUAUCCAGAUUAAAAUAAUUGAAACAACUAAAUCUUUAAAUCUCACGGGCCUGUGGAAUUUUACAAAUUAUACAGUUGCUGUUCGGUGUAAAGGUGAUGGGUUUGGUAAAUGGAGUGAAUGGAGCAACAGAGUAACAAACAGAACGGAAGAACAAGCUCCUUUGAAAAUAGACUUAUGGAGAGUAAUUGAAACUUAUCCUAAUGGAAACAGGAGUGUGCAUCUUUUGUGGAAGGAAUAUAAAGAAUUCCCAUCUUCAGGAAUAAUAACUGGCUGUAAAGUCAAAUACAAUGCAGAACACAUCAACACUACUUUUGAAAAAAAAUACAAUCAUAAUGAGCCUAUCAUUCUCAGCCUGACAAAGGAUGCCUACAAUAUCCGUUUUACUGCUUAUAACAGUGCUGGAUAUUCUCCUGAAGUUACUAUUAGAAUUCCAUCAAAACAUGAAGAAACAAUAGACCAAAAACAAAUUACUCAUCUGAAGGCUUCUGCUUUAGAAGAGAAAGUGCGUUUGACAUGGGAUUCAACGAAUUCAGAAAUAAACGAUUAUAUUAUAGAAUGGCAUGAUGAGUUAGAGAAAGACCCAAACAAGCGAUCUUGGGAUAAGAUAACAAAUACCACAGAAUGGAUUUCCCAAAAAGGAAUCUUUAAACACUUUAAAUGCUAUAAUUUUUCAGUAUAUCCUUUAUAUAAAGAAGAAAUAAAAAAGCCAACUUCCAUCAGUAUCUAUUUCCAUGAAAGUGUCCCAUCUACAGGUCCUCAGGCUGAAACAGAAAAUGCUGGUAAAGAUUAUGCCAUCAUAACGUGGAAAGAAAUUCCAAAAGCAGAAAGAAAUGGUGUGAUUAUUAACUAUACUAUAAUUUAUAAAGAAGGCAACAAAAGUUUGGUAGAAGAAACUGUGGACAGCAGUAUCCUGAAGUACAAACUUAAGUCUUUGCAGCCCAAUACCCAUUACAGAGCUUGGAUUAAGGCAAACACCAUCAUGGGAGGAACAAAGGGAAAUGAAAUUAACUUUUUUACCAAACUACUGAGUACAACAGACAUUAUUCUUGCAACUGUCUUCAUUGGAAUAUUCAUGAUCUGCAUCUUGAGUUUUGGAUUAUUAUGGGCUCUAAAAUAUAAAAUGAUAAAACGAAUUUGCUGGCCUCAGAUUCCACAUCCUGUAAUAGCAAGUUAUCCUGCUGUAUCUCAGAAAAUCAUAUUGGGGAACUCAUCUUCUAAGGAUGACAUCAAUAUUUUGAAAAUGGAUACUUGCAGGGAGAAUGAGUUGCCAUUUCUGAAUCCCGAAAACUUCUUCGAACAAGCAAAUGCUACUGCAAAAAUUACGGUUGCUGGUCAAGAGACUUUUUGUACUGGAGAAUACAGAGCUCUAGAAUGUCUUCUUCCAGUAUCAUCUUUGAACCAUGACUUCAAGAAUCAAACAUUUCUAACUAUGAAAAGCGAUUCUGAAAGUUCUGCAAAUGAUGAAAUGCAAUAUCAGGAAUAUUUUCAGGAGAAAACUGAAUUCAGUUCAUAUUUGAAAAACUCUGUUUGCUCAAGAGAGUUCCUGAAUUGCGAAAAUGUAGAACAAAAUACAAAAGAACCUGAAACCCAACCUGCUUCUUUGGCCUCUUAUAGUGCUGAGGAUCCUUAUGUAGCACCAGAUACAGAUAAAUUACUCUCAAAGUAUUAAUUACAUAAUGAUUUUUU